This is a messenger RNA of Epinephelus lanceolatus (giant grouper), 6228 nucleotides long. RefSeq names its product p21 protein (Cdc42/Rac)-activated kinase 1 (gene pak1). The record is from RefSeq and is a predicted model, not a curated record. Lineage: Eukaryota; Metazoa; Chordata; Actinopteri; Perciformes; Serranidae. Gene Ontology annotation, molecular function: ATP binding; protein serine/threonine kinase activity. Gene Ontology annotation, biological process: protein phosphorylation.
GCGGGUGUUUGCCUGUGCCUAGCUAACAAUAGCCUGGGAUCGGCAAGUUUACUGUAUAAAAAAAAAAAAAAAAAAAAACAGCCAGGAGGCGACACAGUGAAGCGCCGCUGAGCCCAGAGGAGAGCAGAGUUUGCCGAAUACAUGAGACGGUGUGUCCCGGUGUCGGAAAUUACCACUCAACACCCUGGGAUAUACAUUUGCAACCAGACAAGUGGCUGCAGGUUGAAGCUGCGUCUUUGCCUUUCUGUGAGAGGAGCAACUCGAACACAACGUUUACAGGAGCGGUUGGCUGCAGCCUAGCUGAAGAUGUCUGAUAAUGGGGAGGUCGAGGACAAGCCUCCAGCUCCGCCCAUGAGGAACACCAGCACCAUGAUUGGCUCCUGCAACAAGGACCCCGCCCCCCUCAACCACGGCUCCAAGCCCCUCCCGCCAAACCCAGAGGACAAGAAGAAGAAAGACCGCUCGAUCCGAUUCAUCCUAACAGGAGGAGGCGAUAAGACCUAUAAGAAGAAGGAGCGUCCAGAGAUUUCCCUGCCAUCAGAUUUUGAACACACCAUCCAUGUCGGCUUUGAUGCUGUUACCGGGGAGUUUACUGGUAUGCCGGAGCAGUGGGCCCGGCUCCUGCAGACGUCCAACAUCACCAAACUGGAGCAGAAGAAGAACCCUCAGGCUGUCCUCGAUGUUUUAAAGUUCUAUGACUCAAAAGAAACGGCCAACAGCCAGAAAUACAUGAGUUUUACAGAUAAAAAUGUAGAUGCCUACAGCUCCUCUACCACAACGAGCUCCAAGGCCGUGUCCGAGACGCCUGCCAUAGCAACCGUAUCUGAGGACGACGACGAAGACGAGGCCGAGCCCCCGCCGGUGAUCGCCCCCCGACCAGAACACACCAAAUCAAUAUACACUCGCUCAGUGAUAGAGCCCUUGCCUCCCCCUCCGACCAAAGAUGCUGCAACCUCUCCCAUCUCGCCACCAACAGCAACUGCCGCUGCUGUCACCCCCGCCCCCCCUGCAGAGGGAGCUCCCAGCAGCCCUCCUAGUGCAAGCCCCGCCCCCGGGCCUUCUGUGCCCCGACCCCAGGACAAAACUAGGAAAAAGAAGAUGUCAGAUGAGGAGAUCCUUGAAAAACUACGGACGAUUGUAAGUGUGGGAGACCCCAAGAAGAAAUAUACACGCUUCGAGAAAAUCGGACAGGGGGCAUCUGGGACUGUGUACACAGCUAUAGACAUCGCUACAGGACAGGAGGUCGCCAUUAAACAGAUGAACCUGCAGCAGCAGCCAAAGAAGGAACUGAUCAUCAAUGAGAUUCUGGUGAUGAGGGAAAAUAAGAACCCAAACAUUGUCAACUACCUGGACAGUUACCUGGUGGGUGACGAGCUGUGGGUGGUGAUGGAAUACCUGGCUGGAGGUUCUUUGACUGAUGUCGUCACGGAAACCUGCAUGGAUGAAGCCCAGAUAGCUGCUGUGUGCAGAGAGUGUCUUCAGGCAUUGGAGUUCCUCCACUCAAACCAGGUCAUCCAUCGAGACAUCAAGAGCGACAACAUCCUGCUGGGCAUGGACGGCUCUGUCAAACUCACUGACUUUGGGUUCUGCGCCCAGAUCACUCCAGAGCAGAGUAAACGUAGCACCAUGGUUGGGACUCCAUACUGGAUGGCUCCAGAAGUCGUGACCCGUAAAGCUUACGGCCCCAAAGUGGACAUCUGGUCCCUGGGCAUCAUGGCCAUAGAGAUGGUGGAGGGGGAGCCGCCGUACCUGAAUGAAAAUCCACUCAGGGCGCUGUAUCUCAUAGCAACCAAUGGCACGCCCGAGCUGCAGAAUCCUGAGAAGCUGUCGACGAUAUUCAGAGACUUUCUGAACCGAUGUCUGGAGAUGGACGUGGAGAAGAGAGGGUCGGCUAAAGAGCUACUGCAGCAUCAGUUUCUGAAGAUGGCGAAGCCUCUCUCCAGUCUGACUCCUCUCAUUGUGGCUGCUAAGGAGGCUGCCAAGAACAACCGCUAGCAAGCCUUGCACUCAUUAUUCUCUCUCUCUCUUUGUCUACCAUCCCUCCUUCCUUUCUCUUCUCCUUUUUUCACUGACUGCACCAAGCUUGACCCCCCCUUACAGGGAGAAAUAAGGAUAGUUUCUUCCUGUAACUUUUUGUUCGACACUCCACUGGACUCGGACAGGAAGAUGGGGUGGUGGGGGGGUGCAAAAUGAAUGACAUCAUCAGUGACCAAAUGAUGUCAUCGUUCACAUCACAGCCCCCUCAGCCGGUACGAACAACACAAUAUAGGAGAGAGAGUGUUUCAACAGAGUUUUUUUUUUCUUUCUUUCUUUCUUUCUUUUUUUUUAAAUCAAUGUUUGUUUGUUUUUCUUACUUUGCCUGUAAAAGCCGCGGACCACAACAGCCAACCAGCAACCUCUGCUGUAGACUGUGUGUGUGUGUGUGUGUGUGUGUGUGCGUGGGUCUGUGUGUCUGUGUGUACGUUUGUGUCUUUACCAAGGUCCGUGCUUCCUGUUUUUCGUCUUUGGCUUUCAGUCUGACUUAUUUCAUCAUCUUCUUUUAAAAAGUGCAUUUGUUGAUUUUCAUUUUAACACUUUUUUAAAUCAACAAUUCAGUGUGUGUGUUUGAGUGUGUCUAUUUUUGGUCAUUAAGUUGAUUGUAACAUUACCUUCUGUAGUUUUUGACAUGGAGGAGAUCAGGUUUGGUACUUUGUCGUGUCUGCAGUGAGUUAGAGAAUAUUAAUGUUAAUUAAAAUAAAUGAAAGACUGGCAGGCCCAGAACCAUCGAUGGACAGAGUUUGGACAGUUUGGAGGUUUCCCCUUCCCAAACAGCCAUUUUGGCUCAGUGAUGUCUUUCCAGGAACUUUUCUUUUUUGCUCUUUGUACUUGUAGGUUUUAGGUUUUUAAAAUAAUUCACAGUUAGUGAUAUUAGAUCAGUAUUUCCCCACAUAUGGGCUCAAAAUCUGACUCAGGUUGCAGCAGAGGUUGUGUUAGACUUUCUUAUUGUUCGUCAUUUUGACAGACAGGUUCGUAAAAAUUACAUCAUAAUCUGAGAUAUUACCUUCAAUUUAGAUUUUAGCUGCCGCUGGCUGAUGAAUUUUAUCAGUAAUACCAGCUUGUCCUUUAUCCUUCACCGCAUCAAUCCCUCUUUUUUGUAUUUGUUGAGCUCAAGAGCUUCAGCAACAUCAGUAAGUAACAGUGAAUGUUCGACACUUCAGCUGUGGAGAUGUUGCUGAACAUGACUUCUCUAAUUUUUCACUGUUUAAAAUGGGUAAAAUCUUUUUACAUUGUAGAGCUGCGUGCAGCAUAUUGAUUUACUUGGCUCUGUUUAUCAUGAGACUGCUGUGUGUGAGUGUGAGCACCACACCAGGGACAGAUGGUGACAUUGCUAACUUUUAGCAACACACAGCUAACGCUACCUAACAGUUAUUAACGGACUCAGUGACAGAGUUGAGCCUGUGUGGUGUUGGUGUAAGUUUGCUGGAACCAUCAACAGCUCAGUGUUGAUUGUUUGUCAAUGCCAUUGCAGUUACCCGGCUUUUUAAAGAAACUAAGAACACUCAGGUGUCAUUACAUUUUGCAGUGGUAUGUAGAAAUAUAGCUCACCAAUGUAAUGGCUAAAGCAAUGAGGUAACGGAGGUAACCUCUUUUACUAAAGCCAGCUAGACAACAAAUAUACUGGCAGCUUUUAUAAUUUUGUGUGUUUUCAGCACAAAUUGAUAGUAUUCCAUUAUUGUAGCAUUGCACUCCUAUUACAUGUACUGACUCAUGACAGACAGAAGAUCAAAAUAAUUGAAUCUUAUUUCAGCGUUCUGAGUUGAAUGUCUUGUCAGAGCUUUUUGUGUUAUGCUCCACUUUCUGUCUAUCAUAUAACAACAACAAAAAGAAUUUAAGUCUUCCCCAGGAAAAUAGAAACUUAAUUGUCACAUCCUUGUUUUGAAAUUACUGAUGUAGACACCAGUGAAUGAGCUUUGACAACACUCAAAUUUCAUUUUAAACCCAAUAAGGUGUUAAAAAGCCUCAAAAAUUGUAUUUAAAGAGAAGUAUCUCAAAUAUUGUACUUACACAAAUCCAAAAUCGGGUCAGCACAGCCCUUCUAAAAAAAUACAACCAAAGGGGAGAAAAAAGCAGUUAUGAACUGUGUUUACCCAUGAUCCAUUCUGUCAAACUCACUCCAUCUGCGGCUUUGGGACUUCACUGUCUACAGACUCAACACUAAGACUGUGAGGAAGAGAAUGUGCAUGUCAGCAACCUUUUUUUAUACGGUACGUUCAAGAUAGAGAAGAAAAAUAAUAAGUAAGUUGUGUCUAUGCUGGAACGUAAAGUGAUGGUACAUGAAGGAUGCUUGUGUAUGAUAGGAAAAAUCAUAUCUUAAAGGAAUACUUCACCCCCCAAAUGAUCAUGUGUACGUCGGUCACUCACUUUGAAUUUGUGAAGAAAACUGUUUUUCUUGCAUGUCUCCAUGGUGAACAAAGAAUCCAAAAAUGGGGAAAAAAAUAAAUAGAUGUUUUGAUAAGGUUCUGCCAUUGUUAAAUACAGACUCCCUGAAUUGAUUUAUCCAUUUUUGAAAUGAGGCAUGCCAGGAAAACAAUGUUUCCUUCACAAAUUUAAUAGGUGAGUUACUGAUUUACAAAUGAUCAUUUCGGGGGUAAAGUCCUUUAAUCCUAUUUUCAGAAGAAUGAGACAAAUAAAUGCUACAAUGGUACAGUGUUGUUGUUCUUUUCAGCCUGAUGGAUUGUUGGAUCCCCAGGAACCCUCUGAACAUAAGGUGUAUAUUUUCUGUGCAAAAAAAGAGAAAAAAAAACUGCAUUGACAAAAAAAAAAAGACAACAACAAUCUGUUUCAUCUUUUGUUUACAGACUAUUUUUUAUAAUCUAUCAAUGUCAGAAAAUUCCUUUUUGUUAUGGAUAGCAAGAUUUGAGUAUUUGUUUUGGAUUUUUUUUUUCUGCUGAAUUAAAGGAACAUAGUUUUUCUUGCCAGCAAAAAAUGUCAUAGGUUCAAAUCCUGCAGUAGCCAAAGUUUCCAUCAAUAGCCACGGUCAUUCGCUCUGCAUUUGAGCAUCAGAUAUAAAAUCCUAUGUGAAUAAAACACUUCCAAAACAUCUAUUCAAAACUAUCACUUUGAUUUCUGCUGUUAGUUGUUUUUAUAGUUUUGUUUUUAUGUAGUGUUCAUGUACCUCUGGCCUUAAACUGUUUCAAAGGUGCAAGACUACUUUAGAAUAGCAACAUUGGCAACAUUUUUAGGCAACAGUGAAUGUUGGUGCUGCAACUAACAAUAAUUUCAAUUAUCGAUUAAUCUGAUGAUUGCAUUCUCUGUGAGUGAAAAAAUGUUCACAAUUUCCCAGAGCCCACAGUAAGAUAUUCAGAUGUCCUGUUUUAUUCAACCAAAACCACAAAGUUUAUAAUGAUGGAAAAUAAUUAAAACAGAAUGAUUGGCGUUUUUGCUUAAAAAAAGUACAUUUUAAUUCAAUUCUCCAAAAUAUUUGUGAAUCAACCAAUCGUUGCAGCACUACAUGUUUUGAACUCUACAAAGACCAGUGUGAAUGAUCAGUGGUAAAGUAUCUUUGAGCAUGGCAGUGAAACACACAGCUGAUUAGACUGGCUGCAGUGUGGAGGAUGAACGCAGCUGUAAAAUUCAUUUAUGUGUAUAAACUGCCUGAAACUGUUGCCACUGUGUGUCUGUGUGUCCUGGUCUGAACCCCUGGCAUAGAGCUGGACUUUCUCUGAGAUCUCUCUAAACUCUGUAUGUGAUUUAAAGUUUUGCUGUUAUUAAGCAGUCAUCAAAAGACAAUGUGACAGAGCAUUCUCAGAUGCUUGUUAAUGAAAAAAAAAACACAGGAAUGCAUUUUAAAAUUGUCCUUCAAAGUCUUGGUGAAAUGUUAUUUUUACCUUUUUAAUGGUGUAUUGAUGGGCUCAUAUUAAUCCGACAAAGAAAACGUCUAACUACCAAGAUGUGUGCUGAUGUGAUGGAUUGGACCAAACUGUAAUCAUGAUUUAUUACUUUGUGCCAGAUGAGCUUCACAAUGUUAUUUUUUGCAUUAAAUUGUCGGUUAAAUAAGGAACCACUUAUGCUACAUUCACAUGGAAUCAGGCAGACGGCAGACAGACAACAGGUUCUGGAUGGCAUGGGAAAAACAAACAUACAGUCUGAUGGAAUAGCAGGAUGGAAAAACAAAAUAUGCAUGACAGUAUGUGGUGGUAAUGAUGCCGUAUUGUUGACAAAGAAUAAAAUAAAAUCUAUUAAAUGAAA